Eimeria acervulina is the source of this 1368-nucleotide messenger RNA. Its product is annotated as ARF1-directed GTPase-activating protein, putative. Lineage: Eukaryota; Apicomplexa; Conoidasida; Eucoccidiorida; Eimeriidae. The transcript has 9 exons. The coding region runs from base 1 to 1368 and encodes 455 amino acids. The record is from RefSeq and is a predicted model, not a curated record. Gene Ontology annotation, biological process: COPI coating of Golgi vesicle. Gene Ontology annotation, molecular function: GTPase activator activity.
AUGGACGGCCAGACUCCUACGGCAGCAAUUGCUGCUGCUGCAGCAGCACUGAGUGGCGCGGAUCCUGCAGGAGCAAGGAAGCAGCUGGCUCUUCUUUAUCAAAAGUUACCUGUGGAUGACCGUCGCUAUGUCUCAGAAUCAGACAGAGAUGAGAUAUUUAGGCGCCUAAGGAAGGACAACCGCAUGUGCUUCGACUGCAGCGCCAGAAACCCCACAUGGAUCUCUCUAACGCAUGCAGUAUACGUCUGCCUUUCAUGUUCCGGCAAGCACAGACGGCUGGGCACGCAUCUUUCCUUCGUACGCUCAACGGAAAUGGACAAAAUCUACCCGGAGCAACUGUUUCGAAUGGAGCUGGGGGGAAAUCGCCGAGCCCAAGAGUUUCUUAGGGAGCAAGGGGCGGACUUGAGCCAGCCCUUGGACUAUCACGGCAAGUUGGCAGCGAAACACCGACAGGUGUUGGAUCGCCUCGUCAACAGUGAGAUGCAGUCCAUUGGAUGGCUUGUCGGAGGGCAGCAGGACUCGUCAGCGUCGCACAAGACAGGAGCUGCAGCACAGCAGCAGCAGCAGCAACUGCAGCAGCAGGUACGCGAUGCGCUGCAUGGCUCUAAGCAGCCUGUGCAGCAGCAAGCACAGCCUGGCCCCGCGGUUGUGCCAGUUGCAGCAGUUGCCGCGGUGGCCCCCCCGGCGGCCCCUGCGGUUACUGUAGGAACUGGACGAGGAAAUGUAGUGGACAAUUCUUUGGGGGGAAGCAUGAAACCCAUGGGCGCAGGCAGGGGUGUUAGGAGCCGCAAGCUGGAGAUGGACUUCGAUUUUGAGAAAGAAGCGGCUCUGCUAGCGGCGAAACAAAGGGCAGCGGCGCAAGGAUCGCCUCACACUUCUGGGAGUUCUUCCCAGCCGCCAACGCAACAGCAGACAGCAGGGCGCGGCGGCUUCAACAGCAUUGGCAGUGAAAGCAGCAGUCUUCCUAGGGCAGCAACAAACCCUACCUUCGGCAGCGGCGGGUCCACGGGCCUUGGGCAAGGUGCUUCUGUAGGAAGUGGGUAUGGGUCCAGCAGCAACCCUAGCCGUGGCGCAUACGGGAGCAACAGCACACGUUUUUCGGGAGCGAAGAGCAUCUCCUCAGCGCAGUAUUUUAACCAGGAAGAAAGCUCUCCCCCAGUGGCCCCUGUGCCCGUCGACCCCUCGCGUAGGGCCAUUGGCUCGGAUGAAGUUUUUGGGCGGAGCAACAGUGGCAGAAGGGGUUGGGAGGACCAAAGUUCUGCUCGCGUGGAGGCCCUACGCAUGCAUGCACAGCAGGGAUGGCAGCAGCUUUCUCAGGCAGGUAGCGAAGCCCUUAGCAAGGCGCGGGAGUGGCUAGCUGGUACAUAA